UCGUCAGUACUAGUUUGCUUCUGUUGUUGGAAAGACGUUGUCUUUCUUGUUGAUUUCGCGUAUUUAUUUUGCCAACGAAAAUGUCUCUAGAAUCUAGCGAAAACAAACUUGUAACUACCGACAACGAUAAACAAGUAUGUCGACUUUGUUUGAGCGUAGAUGGCCUGAACGGUAUAUUCGAACAACCGGAUGUUCAAUACUGGAUCAAAAAUUAUCUUUCAAUCACGGUUUCCGAAGCGGAUACCGUCAGUCAGUUGAUCUGUACCGAUUGCCGAACACGGCUCGAGGAGUUCCAUGGAUUCAGGCAACGCUGUGUGGAUGCUCAAAGCGAACUGUGCGGGAACGUGUCCAUCCGAUUGGAGUGCGAUGUUUGCGCCAAGGUGUUCCCAGUUAAACGACUGUUGAUGAAACAUAAAAAGUUGCAUGGAUUGAAAAAGCACAAAUGCGAUAUUUGUGGGGCAAACUUUCGACAACGUUAUCGUUUGGCCCAGCACAUAAAGAUUCAUGAUAGACUUCUUAGAACUGGUACAGAUGAUCAGGCAAAGGAAAUGCUCAAUCGAUCUGAAACAAAUAGUACGGAUGAUGAGCAGCCAAAGGAAAUACCUGAGCGACCUGAGGAUGAUCUUGAUUCUCGGAGUACUUCCGACAACCCCGGAAGUCGAAUACUAGAGUGCGAAAAAUGCGAUAAAAAGUUCAAAGUGAAGAAACAACUGGUGGAACAUCUCAAGGUGCACACACGAAAAAGUCAACCGUGUACUGUUUGUGGCAAAUCUUUCACAUCAACGAAACGGCUAGAUGACCAUAUGCUGGUACAUAAAUCAAUUACAUCCAGUAAAAGCGAAAUGGCCAUUUCAGAGCUAGAACACAAAUCCACAGUACAGAGUACAGAAGUACAGAAAAUGCAGGAGGAAUUCCCGACGGCAGAACAAACGGCAGAAACGGAAAGUCUAUUGAAGGCAAAGGACAGCAAAGCAGAGAUUCAGACGCACGUGGAGGCUGAAGUACCAAGCAGUUCACAUUCAGCCAUACCCGAAGAUGAUCGAAUUCCCAGAAACAGUACAAAUGACAUGCCACAGGAAGUCCACAAUCCAUCUGAGAAGGAGCAUGAUCCGCAGAAUGCUUCCGACACCAGAACAAGCGUCGAUCAGGUUAAUCCGCGGCCCAGUGAUACAACGCUCGAGUGUGAAAAGUGCCACAAGAAGUUCAAAAUGAGAAGACAAAAGAUGGAUCACCUUAGGCUGGUUCACGCUUCAAAAAAUCAUAAGUGUAAUCAUUGCGACAGCUCAUUUGUAUCAAAGCAACGGCUUACUAAGCAUAUGAUUGUUCAUGAUACAUCUACCAACAUCAACAAAGAUUUUUCAGAGCCAGAAGACACAUACACAGAAUACGACCGGAUGAGUAGAAUAAUUGUUUUUGAAAAAAAGGAAUGUCCACUGUGCAAUCGAAUGAUUAAACUACCAUUCUUGGAAGGUCACUUGAACAGACAUAAAGGUGUUCAACCAUUUGAAUGCAAAAUGGGUUGCAUGGAGAAAUUUCGUUGCAAGAUCGAGAGAAACACUCACUAUCGUGACGUUCACGGGUGGAAGGCACAUAGGUGCGACUUUUGCCAGCAGUACUUCCAUUCCCAUAGGAGCUGUAUACUGCACAAAGCCAAAGUUCAUUCAUCGGGCUUCAAGUGCCAAGAAUGUUUUACAGCGUUUGCGUCGCGUUCCGGGCUGCACAGACACAUGCUGUCUACGAAACAUUCAAAUGACAACUCAAGAAUACAGGUAGCGCAGGUAGAACCCAAGGCGGAAGAAUCGAAAAGUUCAUUCGAAGCAGCGGACAUCAAAAUAGAUGAACUACCAAUCAGUUCACUUCAACCGAAGGAAGUACACAUUCCAUCUAAAGAGGAGCACAACCCCCAGAAUGCUUCCGAACCCAAACCAUGUGUCGAUCAAGUCGACACAAAAGUUAUUCAAUAUUUUCAAUGCAAAAUUGGUUGCGUGGAGAAAUUUCGUAGCAAGUUUCGGAGAAACGUUCACUAUUGUGACGUUCACGAGUGGAAGGCACACCAGUGCGAAAUUUGCCUUCAGCGCUUCCCUUCCCAUAGGAGCUAUGUAAUGCACAAGGCCAAAGUUCAUUCAUCAGGUUACAGGAGCCAAAACUGUCCCACAGUGUUUGCGUCGCGUUCAGGGCUGCACAGACACAGGCGGAAUGCGGAAUACACAAAAGGCAUUUGUGGAAUAGACAUAGCGCCGGAAGAACCCCAGGUGAACAAACCAACGGCAGAAUCGGAAACCCUAUUAAAAGCAAAGGACAUCAAAGCAGAGAUCGAGACGGAUGAGGAUUCUGAGCUACCACUCAGUUCAUGGCUCCACAAACAGAACUCAGGAGCACAGAUAGCUCAAAUAGAGUCGCAGGCGACAGAACAAACGGAAGAGCCGGAAAGCCUAUUCGAGGCAGAGGACAUCAAAGUAGAGGUUGAGACGGACGAGGAGGCUGAACUUCGAAACAGUUCACAUUCAGCCAAGGACAUGAACACUGAUGAUAAAAUUUUCAGAAACAACAGUAUGAUUGAUAAGCCGAAGGAAAUACACAAUCAAGCGAUGGGAGAGCACAAUCCUGAAAAUUCUUCCAAACCCAAAGCAUGUGUUGAUCAGGUCGAUCCCAGUGAUCCAACCAAUGAGUGCGAAAAGUGUGGUAAACAGUUCAAAUGGAGAAGACAACUGAUGGAUCAUCGUAGGCUAGUGCACGCUGCACGGGAUCACAAAUGUACACUUUGUGAGAAAUUAUUUUUAUCAAAGAAGAAACUGGAUGCUCAUAUGUAUGUGCAUAAAUUAUUGCCAGCCACUGAAGCCGAUAUGGACAUUUCAGAGCCAGAACAAACGCACGAAGUAUAUGAUUCGGAAAAAAGAGGCUAUGUUGUUACAAAAAAGGCCUGUCUAGUGUGCAAUCGAAAGAUUAAACUAGCAUUCAUGGAAGGUCAUUUGUACAGACAUAAAGGUGUUAAACCUUUUAAAUGCAAAAUGGGCUGCACGGAAAAAUUUUAUUGCAAGUUUAAGAGAAAAAGUCACUACCAUAAAGCACACGGAUGGAAAUCAUAUAAGUGCGACAUUUGCCAGCAGUAUUUCCCUUCGCAUAGGAGCUGCAUACUACACAAAGCCAAAGCCCAUUCAUUUGGCUUUAAAUGCCUGGAGUGCCUUGCAGUGUUUGCGUCGAGUUCAGGGCUGUACCGGCACAUGAGAAAUACGAAACACUCGAACGGCGACUCAGGAAUACAGUUAAUGCAGAUGGAGGACCUCGCCACAGAACAAGCGGCAGAAGCGGAAAGCCUAUUCGAGGCAGAGGACAUCAAACUAGAGAUAGAGACGGACGAGGAAGCUGAGAUACCGAGCAGUUUACAGUUAUCUUCGCACAUUGACAAGUCAUACGGUCUAUCCGAGGAUACAACCAGUCAAGAUUUGAUGAAAGCAUUCGACAUUAAGGGUAUUUCAUCAAGUGGUCUACCGGUAGACUGCAAUGUGUGCGAUAAAGUAUUUAAAUCAAGAAAACAUUUGCUGGAUCAUCGCCGGCAAGUGCACUACCCAAAACCUUACAAAUGCACUGAAUGUGACAAAGCAUAUGUAUCAAGAAGCCUUUUAGAUAGACACAUGCCUUCGCACCCAGGAUUUAGAUCACAUAUAAUCGUAAUACAAUCGGAAGUUUCAGGAAGCUUAAAACCAACAUCUGACGCGGUGUACGAUCCGAAAACAAAACAGUACAAGACAAAGCUAUGUUCCUCAUGUAAACGACGAAUCAGACUGAAUCUGUUCGAUGGUCAUCUAAACAGGCAUAAAGGAAUUCAACCUUACGCAUGCGAAAUGGGCUGUGCGGAGCAGUUUCAUUGCAAGAUUAGGAGAAAACGGCACUACCAUGUCGACCACGGAUGGAAAGCCUACCAAUGUGACGUUUGCUAUCAGUACUUCCCUUCCAUCAGGUCCUGUAUGACACACAAAAGAAAGUUUCACGUGCGGGACCACGUGUGUCAGGAAUGUCAUGAAACGUUUCCGACGAGUUCUGGAUUCAAGAAGCACAUAGCGAAAACGAAACAUAAACAAAACAACGAGAACACACAGACAGUGGAGGUGGAACCCGAGGACGCAGGACAACUGGAAACACCGGAAGGAUUAUCCGAGGCAGAUCUGAUUCUCGAGGAUAUUAAGCUAGAGGUUUUGACGGAACAGGAAGUUGAAUUACUAAGGAGUAAUGGAGAAGACUUAUGCCUAGGAAAUAAUAGUUAGUAGUUAUGUCAUUUUGUGAUAUGAAAAGUACUUAAAUUCGUGUACAUAUACCUAUCAAUAGAAACAAAAUAAAGAUACAUUGAAUGUUGAA
Molecule: messenger RNA, 4353 nt
Organism: Aedes albopictus (Asian tiger mosquito)
Lineage: Eukaryota; Metazoa; Arthropoda; Insecta; Diptera; Culicidae
Product: zinc finger protein Xfin
Exons: 19
Coding region: 81-4262 (1393 amino acids)
Biological process (GO): regulation of transcription by RNA polymerase II
Cellular component (GO): nucleus; chromosome
Molecular function (GO): zinc ion binding; chromatin insulator sequence binding
Source: RefSeq, a predicted model, not a curated record